AUGGUUCCAAAAAUAUUGAAAUUCUCUUUCUUUUUUUCCUUUUCUAAAGCAGAGCUUGGAAACUACGGGCAAUCUGCUCCCCAGAGCUACGGGACCUACAACGCCCAGCCCGGACAAGGGGGCUACACGCAACCUCCACCCCAGGGCUACAGCCACCAGAGCUACAGCGGUUAUGGGCAGUCUACGGACACGUCCACAUACGGCCAGAGUGGAGGCUACGGGUCGUCGUACAACCAGGCGCAGACUGCAGGGUAUGGGAGUCAGCCACCCUCGCAAGGGUACAGCCACUCCGGCCAGGGCAGCUACGGUUCAACCGGUUACGGAAAUGCCCCGACAUCCCAGGCCUCCUAUGGGCAGCAGUCAUCUUACCCAGGCUAUGGACAGCAGGCGACAUCGACCUCUUCGUCUGGCAGCAGCUACGGGGGGACAAACUCGCAGUCGACCGCUUAUGGGCACCCCCAGGGAAGCGGGUACGGUCAGCAGCAGGGCUCAUACGGUCAGCAGCAAAGCUCGUAUGGUCAGCAGGGCUCGUAUGGUCAGCAACAAGGCUCGUAUGGUCAGCAGGGCUCAUACAGUCAGCAGCCAGGAGGAUAUCAAGCCCAGCAGGGAGGAUAUGGGCAACAGGGACAGUACAGUGGGAGCGGUGGCGGAGGUGGAGGAUCUUCAGGAGGAGCCGGAUACAACCAAGACACCAGCCCUUCCGGUGGUUACGGCGGCCAGGAGCCCGGCGGCUACGGAGGUCAGCAGGACACUCGGGGCAGGGGCCGAGGAGGCUACAACCGCGGCAGUGGAUUUGAGCGAGGCGGCGGAAGAGGAGGUCGUGGAGGUCGCGGCGGGGGCAUGGGCGGUGGUGAACGAGGUGGAUUCACUAAGUUUGGUGGUCUUCGAGACCAAGGACCUGGAGCACCAAACCCAGGAUCUGAUCAGGAUAACUCUGACAACAACACCAUCUUUGUCCAGGGGCUGGGCGAUAGCGUGACCGUCGAGUCAGUGGCAGAUUUCUUCAAGCAGAUCGGUGUGAUCAAGGUCAACAAGAGGACGGGCCAGCCAAUGAUCAACCUGUACACGGACCGUGAGACCGGCAAGCUGAAGGGGGAGGCGACAGUUUCCUUUGAUGACCCUCCUUCCGCCAAGGCAGCCAUCGACUGGUUCGACGGGAAGGAAUUUAACGGUAAUAUGAUCAAGGUGUCCUUUGCCACGCGGCGGACGGAGUUCAGUCGGGGCGGCAUGAGAGGGGGUGGAGGAGGAGGAAGAGGUGGCGGAGGCGGCCGAGGUGCACCAAUGGGUCGUGGAGGAUAUGGUGGUGGUGGAGGUGGAGGUCCUCGUGGUGGGUUCUCCAGUGGUGGCGGAGGAGGAGGAGGAGGCGGCGGUGGUUCGGGUGGCGGUCAGCAGCGAGCCGGGGACUGGAAGUGCACCAAUCCGACGUGCGGCAAUAUCAAUUUCUCCUGGAGGAACGAGUGUAACCAGUGCAAGUCCGCAAAGCCCGAAGGAGCUGGAGGCCCCCCACCAAUGGGUGGAUUUGGAGGCGACCGUGGUGGUGGUGGUGAGCGUGGAAGCCGUGGUGGAUUUGACCGCGGUGGAUUCCGGGGCCGCGGUGGGGACCGAGGCGGUUUCCGUGGCCGAGGUGGAGACCGAGGUGGUUAUGGCAUGGGGGCUGGUAAAAUGGACUCCAGGAGUGACCACAGGCAGGAUCGGCGAGAGCGGCCCUAUUAGAUCGUGUACAUAUUCAUUGGGACCAUGGGAUUUCUACCUUCCGUUUUUUAAUUUGAUAAUACCGUUCCUGUGUCGGUAUGUGCUGUGAACUGUCUAAUAACCAUUGCAUUGUGUGAGAGGAGCCGGGUUUUUUUUUUUUUGUUUAUUUUUUUGUAUCGGUUGGAUUUUACCUGUAUUUUCGCAAAAGUUGACAUUAAAGCUUCCAAAUGUUUUAACAA
Molecule: messenger RNA, 1931 nt
Organism: Carcharodon carcharias (great white shark)
Lineage: Eukaryota; Metazoa; Chordata; Chondrichthyes; Lamniformes; Lamnidae
Gene: fus
Product: FUS RNA binding protein
Exons: 14
Coding region: 1-1713 (570 amino acids)
Biological process (GO): regulation of DNA-templated transcription
Cellular component (GO): nucleus
Molecular function (GO): transcription coregulator activity; RNA binding
Source: RefSeq, a predicted model, not a curated record